AUGUCAAAACGAAACCUUCUCCUAUGUUUCGAUGCCUUUGGAACCCUAAUUAGACCUGUUCGACCAGUUGCGCAACAGUACGCAGAUGUUGCUCGCCAAUGCGGUUUCACCAAUUUCGACGACGAUGAGCUACAAGCUGCCUUCAAGUCGUCCUUUAAACAGGAGUCCAAGAAAAAUCCGAAUUAUGGAAAGGAGACGGGAUUAGGAGCGACGAAUUGGUGGACUAACGUUAUUCAUAAUACAUUCACGUCUUUGGCGAAGGAUGACAAGCCCUUACCUAAAGACUUAGCACCGAGGCUGCUACAUCGAUUCGCGUCAAAAGAAGGUUAUGAGACUGAACCAAGUCUCGUUGAAGCAUUCAAGAAGUUGAGGCGAAACCCGCCUCAAGAAUUUGACAGUCUUGUCAUUGGCGUUAUAACGAAUUCAGAUGAUCGAAUUCCUAGCAUUCUUUCAUCCUUAGGUCUUGCCGUAAGCCCAUUGAGAUAUGGAACUAAAUCAGAUCUUACCAAACUCAACGACAAGACCUACGAUAUCGACUUCCAUUGUAUGUCUUACGACGUUGGCGUUGAGAAACCGGACAAGCGCAUUUUCGGCGCAGCAGAACACAUGCUCGCCCAGAUCAUCAGCGCUCGUAGUGGGAAGAACUUGAGCGAAUCUGAAGGAGAGAUUAGUAGAUGGAAGAAGGUGUAUGUGGGUGAUGAUUAUUCGAAAGAUGUACUUGGGUCAUUCAAUGCGGAUUGGAACCCUGUGUUACUCGACCCAAAAGACGAGUGCGAAAGCAUCGCCGAUUUGAAGCAUUGGCGGUCGUCGGCAAAUGACAGGCCGGAGGGGAAAAUUUGCAAGAUUGAGGAUCAUCCAGAUGCGACAUUGGACGGAGUAUUCCGAGAACACGACGUUGCGACUGUUCAUUCCAUUCGAAACCUGCUGUCCUGGCUGUCAAGAUAA
Molecule: messenger RNA, 945 nt
Organism: Fusarium fujikuroi IMI 58289
Lineage: Eukaryota; Fungi; Ascomycota; Sordariomycetes; Hypocreales; Nectriaceae
Exons: 2
Coding region: 1-945 (314 amino acids)
Source: RefSeq, a predicted model, not a curated record